Melopsittacus undulatus (budgerigar) is the source of this 456-nucleotide messenger RNA. RefSeq names its product crumbs cell polarity complex component 3 (gene CRB3). Bases 93 to 431 code for a protein of 112 amino acids. Lineage: Eukaryota; Metazoa; Chordata; Aves; Psittaciformes; Psittaculidae. The transcript is spliced from 4 exons. The record is from RefSeq and is a predicted model, not a curated record.
GUGAUGCGAGGGGCGGGGCUGGGCGCGCCGGACGGAGCCGACCGGAGCCGAGCGGGGAGCCAGGACCCGGGGCGCCCCCAUCCCCACCUACAAUGGGGGGUGCCCCCCCCCUCGCCCUCGCCUUGGUUCUGCCCUGCCUGGCCCUGACCCAGACCUCCCCCCCUGCGAGCCCAGGGAACAGCACCAGCAACAGCACCGAGCCCAGUGCUGCAGCCCCGCCGCUGUCCGUGGUGCUGAGCGCGGCUCUGCCUGCGGCGCUGGCGGCUCUAGCGCUGGGGGCUCUGCUGGUGGCGCUCGGACUGCGCCUGCGCGAGCGGCGCCGCUCGGAGGGCUCCUACCGGCCCAGCCGCGAGGAGCAGGUGGGAGGGGCCAGAGCUCCGCCCCCUGGCCCCGCCCCCCUGCGCCUGCCGCCCGAGGAGCGACUCAUCUGAGACCACGCCCCCACGCCGAGGCUCC